Messenger RNA from Nerophis lumbriciformis (worm pipefish), 9769 nucleotides. NCBI's taxonomy places the organism in Eukaryota, Metazoa, Chordata, Actinopteri, Syngnathiformes, Syngnathidae. The record is from RefSeq and is a predicted model, not a curated record.
GCAUCAGCCAGCUCGUCACCGGGCAGAUCCUCCGCAUCCUCGGUGAGCGCGGGAGAUGACACCGGAAGUGUGAGUGGACGACACGACGAGACGCAACAUGACGGUGGACUUUGAAGAAUGUAUCAAAGAUUCUCCCCGCUUCAGGGCUGGCAUCGAUGAUGUGGAGACAGACGUGGUGGAGAUCGAGGCAAAGCUGGACAAGCUGGUGAAGCUGUGCAGCGGCAUGAUCGAGGCAGGCCGAGCCUACGUGGGCGCCAACAAGCUCUUUGUCAACGGCAUCAAGGAUCUGUCCCAGCAGUGCAAGAAAGAGGAGAUGAUAUCGGAAUGCCUGGAAAAGUGUGGCGAGAGCCUCCAGGAGAUCGUCAACUACCAUAUGAUUUUGUUUGACCAAGCUCAGCGGUCCAUCAAGCAGCAGCUGCAUGCCUUCAUCAAAGAGGAUGUGCGCAAGUUCAAGGACACCAAGAAGCAGUUUGACCGGGUCCGAGAGGACAUGGAGCUGGCUCAGGUGAAGAACGCCCAGGCUCCCAGGAACAAGGUCCACGAGGCAGAAGAGGCCACACAAGCCCUCGUCCUGAGCCGUAAAGCCUUCAGACACCUUGCCUUGGACUAUGUUCUUCAGAUCAAUGUGCUUCAGGCCAAGAAGAAAUUUGAAAUCCUUGAUGCGAUGCUGUCCUUCAUGCGAGCCCAGUACACGCUUUUCCAGCAAGGCUUCCACAUCCUGGAUGAGAUCGACCCCUACAUGAAGAAGCUGGCUGCACAGCUGGACCAGCUGGUCAUUGACUCGGCCAUCGAGAAGAGAGAGUUGGAGCACAAACAUGCUCUCAUCCAGCAGAGGACUCUGAUGCAGGACUUUUCUUACGAUGACCCCAAGUUGGAGUUCAAUGUGGAGGCCCCCAAUGGUGUGGUCAUGGAGGGCUACCUCUUCAAGAGGGCCAGCAACGCGUUCAAGACCUGGAACAGGCGCUGGUUCUCCAUCCAGAACAGCCAGCUGGUGUACCAGAAGAAACUUAAGGACUCCUUGACUGUGGUGGUGGAAGACCUGAGACUUUGCUCAGUCAAACCAUGUGAAGACAACGAGAGGAGGUUCUGUUUCGAGGUGGUCUCACCCACCAAGAGCUGCAUGAUGCAGGCGGAGUCCGAGAAGCUGCGGCAGGCGUGGAUCCAAGCAGUCCAAGCCAGCAUUGCCUCGGCUUACAAAGACAUCGCUGAUAAUUACUACAUUGAGCGUCUGGACCGGACCGCCUCACCGUCCACCAGCAGCAUCGACUCUGCCAGCGAGCCCAGAGAGCGAGGUGAGAGGGUGGACAAGGUCUACCGUGGAGGCGGUGAAGGUCUCCUACAGCGUGUGCAGAACCUAGCGGGCAACGAGCGCUGUUGUGACUGUGGACAGACUGCCCCCUGCUGGGCCUCCAUCAACCUGGGAGUGCUGCUGUGUAUCGAGUGCUCAGGGAUCCACAGGAGUCUUGGGGUCCAUUGCUCCAAAGUGCGUUCACUGACUCUGGACUCUUGGGAACCAGAACUCCUGAAGCUGAUGUGUGAACUGGGAAACACUGUCAUCAAUCACAUUUACGAGGGAGCGUGCCAGGAUCUGGGGGUGAAAAAACCUGGCGCGUCCAGUCCCAGGCAGGAGAAGGAAGCCUGGAUUAAGUCCAAAUAUGUGGAGAAACGUUUCCUGAAGAAGAUGAGCGGGAGCGAGGCCUUGGUGGAGGGCCAAAGAAAGUCCAGACCUUGGACUGUGAAGAAGUGCCAGCGACACAACAGCUCGCUUCGGGCUCCAAACAAAGUCCGCAGGAAAUACCAUCGCUACGAGCCCGGCUGUGCCUCACCCGCUAAUCUCUCUGCGGCGGCUGCAGCCAAGUUUCGCCGGGAUUCUUUGUUCUGUCCGGAUGAGCUGGACUCCCUCUUCUCCUACUUUGACACCGGCUCAGGUCCACGCAGUCCUGCAGGUCUGAGCAGUGACAGCGGCCUCGGAGGAAGCACUGAUGGCAGCACUGACAUCCUGCUCUUGGGCUCUGUGGUGGACAGCGUCACAGAAGAAGAAGAGGAGUCCGAGGAGUCCUCUAGUGGCGAGGUGGAGAUUGAACAAGAAGUCCCUUCAGACCCCGAGGACCCGAGGGAGCUCCACCCUGGCGCGCUCCUCCAACGUUCCUCGCGCCUGCACAAUUUAGCCCUCAUGGCGGAGGCGCUGGCGCACGGCGCGGACGUACACUGUGCAAGUGAGGAAGAGGAUGGACGAACACCCCUCAUACAGGCAGUACUGGGGGGCUCCUUGAUAGCUUGUGAGUUCCUGCUUCAGAACGCAGCCGACGUCAACCAGAGGGACAUGAGGGGGCGGGGCCCGCUGCAUCACGCCACCUACCUGGGACACACCGGCCAGGUGUGUCUGUUCCUGAAGAGAGGGGCGUCACAGACUGAGGUGGACGAGAAAGGUCAUGACCCCCUCAGCAUCGCCGUGCAAGCUGCCAACGCUGACAUCGUCACCCUGCUGCGUCUGGCCAGGAUGAACGAGGAGAUGCGGGAGGCGGAGACCCCCCUGGGUCAAGCAGGUCAAUACCCCACCAGCAGCCCUACAGAGCAGCAGUACAGGAAGUGCAUCCAGGAGUUCAUCUGCCUCACCAUAGAGGAGUUCUAGUCACCUCCUAGUUGGACCUUUUCUAACUCCUCCCACUCAAUGUUGGCCUCCUGCUAACAUCCUCACACGGUGUAGUCCUUCUCGGGAGGCUGCGGGUACCUGUCGCUACAUUAACCCUCCAUGCAUCACAGCAGAUCAUAGCAUCUGUGGAAAUAUGAAGGGGAACUGCACUUUUUGCCCAUCAUGCACCAUCCUUACGUGAGACAUCUCUUUUUCUCUUUCGGAAUAGUCAAUAAUGCCAGCAAAAGUCUGCUGACAAGUAAAUAGUCAAUAAUGCCAGCAAAAGUCUGCUGACAAGUGGCUCUAUUUUGCCUGUGAAGCACUUCAAACACCUGGGUGUCAUUGCAGGUGUAGUAAAGUGCUAAAUAAUUACAGACCAUUUUGUGGGGUCAAAACUAAUCCACAUUCAGAUUCUUAUUUGUAAUGAUCUUAAUCCAUUCAAAAUGUUUUAAAUUUAUUUAAAUUAUUUUUUUAAUUUAUCCUGUGCAGUCAGUCAGACAAAUCAUGUUGUUGAUGUAGAUGAUACAAAUCAUAUUGUUGAUGUAGAUGAUACAAAUCAUAUAGUAGAUGUAGAUGAUACACAUCAUAUUGUUGAUGUAGAUGAUACAAAUCAUAUAGUAGAUGUAGAUGAUACAAAUCAUAUAGUAGAUGUAGAUGAUACAAAUCAUAUAGUUGAUGUAGAUGAUACAAAUCAUAUAGUUGAUGUAGAUGAUACACAUCAUAUAGUUGAUGUAGAUGAUACAAAUCAUAUAGUAGAUGUAGAUGAUACAAAUCAUAUUGUUGAUGUAAAUGAUACAAAUCAUAUAGUAGAUGUAGAUGAUGCAAAUCAUAUUGUUGAUGUAGAUUAUACAAAUCAUAUAGUAGAUGUAGAUGAUACACAUCAUAUAGUAGUUGUAGAUUAUACACAUCAUAUAGUAGAUGUAGAUGAUACACAUCAUAUAGUAGAUGUACUGUAGAUGAUCUAUAUCUGCUGUACACAUUUACUUUACAAAAGAGAAUUGUUGGAUAUUUCUCUUGUUGCCUUAUUUGUAUUUGACUUUAUUAAAUGUUUGGGUAGAAUUGUAUUAAAUAAAGCAGUUUUCUUUAAAAGUGGCCACAGGGGGGCAGGACGGACCGGUGUCCCCGGGUUUUGGACCCUCCGUAGUCCCAGAAGCACUUAGGGGCUUUAAAAGGAGCAGCAAACGAGAAACAAAUAGCUGCUAAGUCUUGGGCCUAUUUUUAUGUAAGACGUCUUACCUUCUCCCAUUUUUUUCAUUUUUCCUGCUUGACUAAAACACCUCACUCUUUUUUCACAUUUUGACGUGUUUUAGGCUCCCCUUUUUCGGCAAUUUUCACAUGUUGAGAUGUUUUGGUCGAGCAGGAAAAAAUUGAGAAAUGGGAGAAGGUAAGACGUCUCCCAAACACCUCACUUAUUGUGCUUAUUUCACACUUAUGAUAUAGAAAUUGCUGUUUAUCUAUUUUUGCAGGAAUUUAGUUAAUCAUAGAACUGGCAACCAAUGUUAUUACAAAAGUAUUGAUUUUGAAUCGAGAAUUGAUUCUGAAUCAAAUCGUUAACCCAAAGAAUCGAAUCGAAUCAUGUGGCGCCCAAAGAGUCACAGCCCAUUGAAUGUGCUUCAAUGGCUGUCAUAUCUUUUUGUCAACAAACAGGGUAUUGUUUGGAUGGCAAGUCAUUUCCAUUACCUUUUAUGUUUUUCCAUACAUUACAUAUAUGUCAUGUAGUAACAUUUAUAAUAACAUGUAAUAUAUACAUGAUGUAUGUAUAUAUGUAAUGUAGUAUCAUUCAUAAUAACAUGUAAUAUAUACAUGAUGUAAGUAUAUAUGUCAUGUAGUAACAUUCAUAAUAACAUGUAAUAUAUACAUGAUGUAAGUAUAUAUGUCAUGUAGUAACAUUUAUAAUAUGUAAUAUAUACAUGAUGUAAGUAUAUAUGUCAUGUAGUAACAUUUAUGAUAUGUAAUAUAUACAUGAUGUAAGUAUGUAAUGUAGUAACAUUCAUAAUACUUAAUAUUGACAUAUUUUGACAAUUUUAAGCAUACGGCAACGCAUUAAUUUAAAAAACACAUCACAAUGUUCACUUUUGUUUCGACGACAUGACUAAUUAUUACUCACUGCAGACUUAAUCACAGCCAACACACAUAAUAAAACAUCACUUACUGUACAAUGUCUGCUCUCACCGGGAUGUCGACUAAGAUGUUCACAUAUUCACAUUUAGAUGAAGAAUUCAUCUUAAUCCUUGCAAAGGAAAAAACGUAUUUUUGGGUUUAAAGUUGACCAACUUCUCAGAUUAUGUCUUCAUCCUUUUACUAUUCUGGUGUUGAUUUAUCAUCUACAAUAAAAUUUCACCAGCUCCCAGGUGAGUAAGCGGCUCACGGCAGCGUGAGGUAAAUACCUCUUUGUGACAAUGUGCAGCUCAAAAAUGUCCUUAACGUUAGCGCUUGUAACUACAAUAUCGCUAAUAAGAAGGAAGGACUUUAUUGUCAUUGUCAGUGUUUGUAACUUUUACUAGUGACGAGUCAUCUAAUUAACUACUUUUAGGUUUGUUAUAACACCGUUAGCGAUAGCUUGAUGUAACGUGGCGCUCUACUUUUGAUGUGGUUUUAUGUCGACAAGAAUGAAAGAAAGAAAUAUCUUUUCACUGGUGAAAGUAAGACUAAAAUGAACUUUUAAUCAAAGAGGAAAAUGCACCAUCACACUGUGACACAGCAGACAACAACAUACACACACAACUACACAUUGGUAAUAAUGAACAUUAACUCAAUGGCUGAAGUGACAAACUUGCCAUCCAAACAAUACACCGUUUGUUGACAAGAAGAUAUGACCGCCAUUGAAGUACAUUCUGUCACGGCGCGGGCUCGAACCCGCUUUUCUCCGGCAGCUGGGUCGCGCCGAGACACGCCCCUCCUCUCGCUCUACUCAACACUUGGUAACACACACUACAGCUAACCAUACACAUAGCCUCACACACACACACAGUUGGGUUGUCACACACGCACCACUCUAUAGUUAUUAGUUAGUAUUGUUUUAUUAUUAUAUAUACAUUGCCUAUUUAUAUAAUAAAUCAUAGAACUUUACUGCCCCCUGGUGUCUGUGCCAUCAACUCCUUUUAGCAAACAUAACACAUUCCAACUCUUUAUUAACCAGAGCUAACACAAUCUGGUGAUAAGAUUAAAAAGAGCUGGCGCUGCUAACUGCUAAAGCUAACAACUCGAUGACGUCACUAGACAACAGACUGCACAUAUUUCAAGGUUUUGUUUUUUUAAGUAACGUAUGAAUUACUUUCCCUUUUAAUAGAUUACAUUUUUUAAAGAGUAAUUUCGUUAGUAAUUCAUUUACUUUUUUGGUAACGGGUAACUACAAUUACUUUCUAUAAGUAAUUUUCAGAACACUGGUACAACAAAGUUUACCGAUUUUCCGAACUAAUUGUAAUACUUGGUUAAUGUAUUUAGGUCAUGAAAUUGUUUAGAUGGUUAUCUAGAGGGCGUUAUGAGGACCUCCUACUGACUCUAUUGUAAGCUGACUUAUAUGUUGGAGAUAGAAAACAUGUGUUCUUGUCUCUCAUACAGAUGGUGAAUUAUAGGCCAAAAAGUGCAGUUCCCCUUUAAGAAGUGUCUGACUUUUCUCGCGUGUAACAUUUAUAACGCUGUCAUAAACCCGCUGUACGAAGGGAUGGACCAUUAAAGCUGUGACUAAAAUAUUGAGCGGCUUGCUUUGGACAGCAAGAGUUGAAGAAUAGGAUCAAACAUUUGUGUAAAAGAAAGACUUGUGAAAAAGAAGUGUUGACUUCACGUGAUUUAUGUCAGCCGGUUUCACCAAAAUAUAUUCCUUCAAUCGAAUGCUAGCUUUGUUUUGUUGUUGAGCUAACAGUGGAUUUGAAACGAUGCUAAUUGUGUGCUAACUCGGCUAACAAAGGUAAUGUUGACACAGUUAACUUGACUUGCUAACAACAAGUGGAGUAAGAACACGUCCACUCUUGUCUCUUUCUGGAGUUAAAGCGUCGUAUUUGACCAUGUCGUGUUUACAGUCGAGUACACUGAGGUCGGGGCCUCUAGACCACACAAGUAUAUUUUUGUGUCGCCUGGUUACUACUUCAUUUUGCCUUUUAACGGAAGUGAAAUGCGCAGGUUUGGUAAAUGUAAAGUGAAACGAUGCUAAAAUGUUGCUAGCAGACGAGCCUUGCUAACUUUGCUAACAACAGCUCUCUUUCCUAGUAAUGUUCACUCACAAAGCACAAAAGUCUACUUUUUAACGAAUGAAUCAGAUCACUUUCGGCAGGGAAACCCACUAACUUGUAUUUGCUAAUGUUGUAAAAAAAUAAGUGUUUAUGAAGUCGAGUACAGUGAGGCCAUCUCCCCAGAGGUCGGGGCCUUUAGUCCGCCAAAAAAGGAAUUUUCUGGAAUAUAUUUUGUGUCGCUCACUCUAAGAACUAAACAUUAUUUCCUUUUUCUUUUCACAUGAGUGAAAUUAGCAGGUUAGAAAAAUGUAAAGGUCAAGUGAGAGGGCGGAUGAAGCUAACUGCGGCGCAAACUAGCUAGCUAGGCUAAAGGCUAACAACAGCUUUCUUUCACCCACAAAUCCGUUUCCUCUCCAACAAAUGAAGUCAGAACACGUCCACUCUUUUUGGAGUUAAACCCGCUCCCUUGUAUGUGCUAACGUAGUAAAACAAGUGUUUACGAAGUCGAGUACAGUGAGGCAAGGUUGGGCUUUCUUUAGAAAAGACAUUUUCUGGAAUAUAUUUUGUGUCGCUUACUCUCCCACUGUAAGAACUACAAAUUAUUUUUAUUUUUCCUUUUAAGGUCAGUGAAAUUAGCUGGAUUAGGAAAAUAUGACGGUAAUCUGGACCAUGCUAACGUUGCUAACAUGGCUAAACUUCUGGGUAACACAGUAACUCUGUUUAGUAACGUAGCCUGCUUAGUUAGCACAAACAUUAUUCAUCCAACUUGACCUUUUAUUGUUUUCCUUCGUUUACGUCCUCUUUCGUUGUGACCUAACUCCAGGAAGAGACGUCAGAACCGGUUGACUUUGACGUUGAAAGUCGACAUUUUCCUUUUUUUCCGAGUACUGAAACUCUGCACUUUUCCCGCCUUCAGUAUUAUUUUGUUUCCAUUCCACUUUGUCUGGUCUGUAAUGUUGAUGUUGAUGUUGAUGUUGAUGUUGAUGUGUCACAGAGGAUGAGUGCAAUUAUGACGUUUUUUACCGUAGUCUUUUUUUUGAAAGAUUGUCUCAAACUAUUGCUGGAAAUGAAGUGUUUGACUACUAGUGUGUGGUUAAUAGCAGUCCAUAGUUCACGUGUCACGGCCUUAAGAAUCCACAAUAUGUCCUUUUAUUCAGCGGCGACACAGCAGUCAAACAUGGACUUACAGUACAGUACAGUACAGUACAGUACAGUACAGUACGCCUCCCUGGUCAACGUGCCACUCACUGCCCUUCAAGGCCGUGAAGCCACGCCCACAUUUGGUUGUAAAUAGUCUGUCAUCCUCUGAGAUGAUGGAGCACACUUUUCUUCCAUGUUUCCACCUGUAGGCCUGCCAGCUCUUCUCUGCAUGCUCUGUGGGCCUCCUGCCAUGUUUUACUCUGUGGAGUCCGACACAACCUCUCUGGUGACCUUUUUCUUCCCUUUCCUUCGGCCAAAGACUUUUGAAGGCAAAGUUUUCUCCGUGGUUCCCCGGUGGUCUUCGCCAUCUGCCAGUGGUAGAAAGACUUUGGUGUGCUGCACGCUUUUUUCUCUCCAAAAUGUGACAUUUUUACAUUCAUCGUCAAACUGUGAAGGAAGACUUUCAGACUGUGGAUGUGGACUCUGUUUACAUUAGUGGUGUCCAAACUACGGCACGCAUGAAGGAACAAUUUCAUUUGAAAUGUCCCACAGUAGAAUUGCUGCAAGUUUGCUGCCAUCUGGUGGUCGUCGUGAGUCAUUCCGGUUAUUGACCAGGGAUUGCACAUUGAAAAGUUCACAGCACCGUAUUAUUAUGUAUGACCCAAUCCAAACAACCUUUCCCACUCAUGGAACAAACAAACUAACACAACAAGUCAACACACCUGGUCACACAUAACACAACAACAAGACAACACACAUGGUCACACAUAACACAACAACAAGACAACACACAUGGUCACACAUAACAACACAAAAAGUCCGCCCACUGAGACAAAGAUGGUUGAUGACUGAGAAGAGGGCUCACUGCGUUCAGUCAGUUCCACUCAGACGUCUUCCUCCCCGUUUGAAACCAACAAAACGCGAAGCUCAACAAUUCCGAUUGCCAGAAGAAGAAAAAAAAAGCACUAAUUAAAAGAAGAAUCGUGCAGCCCUGGCCCACAUGUCCCAAAAUACAUGUCCUGGCCCACAUGUUCCAGAACACAUGUCCCAGAAGACAUGUCCCAGAACACAUGUCCUGGCCCACAUGACCUAGAACACAUGUCCCAGGACACAUGUCCUGGUCCACAUGUCCCAGGACACGUGUCCUAGAACACAUGUCCUGGCCAACAUGUCCUAGAACACAUGUCCUGGUCCACAUGUCCCAGAACACAUGUCCCAGAAUACAUGUCCCGAAAGACAUGUCCUAGAACACAUGUCCCAGGAGACAUGUCCGAGAACACAUGUCCCAGGACACAUGUCGUAGAACACAUGUCCUGGCCCACAUGUCCCAGGACACAUGUCCUGGCCCACAUUUCCUAGAACACAUGUCCCAGGACACAUGUCCUAGAACACAUGUCCUGGCCCACAUGUUCCAGAACACAUGUCCUGGCCCACAUGUCCUAGGACACAUGUCCUAGAACACAUGUCCUGGCCCACAUGUCCUAGAACACAUGUCCUGGCCCACAUGUCCUAGAACACAUGUCCCAGACACAUGUCCUACAACACAUGUCCCAGAACACAUGUCCUGGCCCACUUGUCCCAGAACAGACUGAGGAACAGUUGGUGUCAGUGGGGUUAGGUCCAUGCAGGAUGAAGUCCAAACGUCUUCAGUGUGGUAUCCGUGGUGUGUUGACAUGAAAAUUAAAUAGUCCACUUGUGUGUUCCAACUGCCUCAGCCUUCAGGAACAGACCUUUCAUCUUUGUCUUUUUAUUCUUGAAGAACAACAAAUGUUAUUAUGUCUCGGGUGACCACCAGGAACCAAUAAACCUGAGAACCACUCUGAACUAA